Messenger RNA from Centropristis striata (black sea bass), 1764 nucleotides. It is a transcript of the gene clul1, whose product is annotated as clusterin-like 1 (retinal). The transcript is spliced from 8 exons. NCBI's taxonomy places the organism in Eukaryota, Metazoa, Chordata, Actinopteri, Perciformes, Serranidae. The record is from RefSeq and is a predicted model, not a curated record. The coding region runs from base 1 to 1398 and encodes 465 amino acids.
AUGAAGCUGCUGCUGGGUUUGGUUGUGGUGGUGGUGACGCUGGGGGUCCUUCACUCUGCUCCAGAGGACCCACCCACAGGCAUCUCAGAGGACACCUUAAAGCAGUUGUCUGUAAAUGGCGAGAAACUGGUGGACGAGGAGGUGAGGAGAGCUCUGUACGGGGUGAAGCAGAUGAGGGAGGUGAUGUGGAGGAAUGGACAGAAACACGAACACCUCAUGAAGUCUCUGCGACACAGCAGCGACAAGAAGAAGGGGGCUGACGAGCUGGCUAAGGAAGUGACUGAGAAGCUGGAGGAGGCGGAGGAGCAGUGCAGAGACUCCCUGCAGUCUGAGUGGGAGCAGUGCAGGCCCUGUCUGGAGGAUGCAUGUAAAACCUUCUACACCUCCACCUGCCGCAGGGGGUUUGGCACUUUCCACGCCAAGGUGGAGAACUUCUUCCGCAAGGUGUCCAGGCGCUUUGGCCCCCGGGAGCCUCGCACUGAGCCCGGGGACAUCCUGGUGAACCAGGGUCCCGACAGCUCCGACACCGAGGUGGACCGCAUCGAGGACUCCUUCAACCGGCUGAGCAGCAGGGUGGGGCUGCUGGUGAGCCGCAGCGUGGCCCUGGUGUCCAGCAUGAGCAGCCGGCUGGACCGAGCCCUGCAGACCGCCUUCCUCAACGGCACCGACAGCCUGGCGGAGGACUCCACCGCGGACCCCUACAACCCCAGCCGGGACUCGGGCUUCCUGCAGGGCGUGGGGCUGGAGGAGGUGAUGGAGUCAUUCUUUGACUUCGGGAAGAGCGUGGUGGAGGAGUUUGGGGCUGUGGUGACCCAGGUGUUUGAUGACAUCCACGAGGCUGUGGAGGAAGAAAAGAAGAAAGUUGGAAGGGAAAGUUUCCCUCGUUUCCUGCAGAACAGGAAGUUGUGCCGAGAUCUUCGCAAACAGACGUCAGAGUGCUGGCAGCUGCAGGACCAGUGUGAAGUCUGCCAGGGAGCUCUGCUCACAGAGUGCCCCAGUGUGCGGGAGCUGCAUGUGGAGCUGGAUGAGGUGUCCCAGCUGCUGGAUGUGUCCAAAGAGCAGUAUGAUGAGAUCUUGUCUAUUGUCCAGCGCCACACUGAUGAAACCGUCUCCUGGCUGAGCAACAUGGCGGCCGAGGUCAGCUGGGUGGCUGAGGCUGCGAGCAACACCAGCAUUCCCGAAAACAUCUUCCGCAUCACCAAGGUGGCGCCAAAGAGCCAUGAUGAAGAGAACAAAUCUGUGAGUGAGACCAAGGUGGAGGUGACCGUCCUGAACUCUCCCCCGCUCCUCCUCUCCGUCCCUGGGGAGCUGAUGCUGCAGGACCCAGCCUUCAUCCAGUUUGUGACCCAGGAGGCUCUGAACAAGUACAAGGAGAUGUUCAGGUCUGAGGAUGAGUAAAUCCAGCCUGUCUCCUUUUCUAAACUCCUAAAAGCACUUUCUUCGUGAACAGAACUAGAUUGUGUUCCUGUAUAGUAGACAUAAUCUCUGAAAUGUAAAUGCACUACAAUUAAACCAAUUGAUUGUCAAUCAUUGCUAUUUAAUGAAUGUUAAAAGAAGAAAAUGUACGUCGUACUUGUUGUCAAUUGAUGUAAAUAUAAAAUAAAACACAAGAAAGUGUGACUUUGUGGAAAAAAAAGGCUUAAAAAAGUGGAAUGCAAAUCUCAGAUCUGAAUCCAAACGAGGAUCUUUGAUGCCUGAUAAGAACAAGAGAUCUAAAGGAAAUCUUUGAGUAAAACUUUUAUUUUUUUCUGUACAAAAUCAUAU